CUACAGUGUCGGUUCAUUUACGUAUCUAUUGAUCUUUUCGACAACCCAAAACCAAUCCUUUGCCUACAUCCGGGAGGGGCGUGGACCUGUGCCCGUUAAAUCGAAUGUUUUCCAUUGUCAAACGCUUCUCAUUGGCUUCCCUUUCAACGCUUGAGGCGGGGCCUACCCCUUCUUGCUCCCUUAGUUGUGCAACCCUCAGCGGAACCAACGCCAAAAGCCCUAGGGAGACAGUGAGGUGGAACCGGAGGGUGGAAUGGUACAACCGCUCUUGUUAUUCAUUGGUCCGGUGAUUCUAUGGGGUGGGACUUGGCUGGGCCUAAAUUCGAUCCGCAGACCGGGACCGGUUUCAGGGCGAAGCUGCCAUGCGUUCCGGGGGCCGCGGGCGGCCCCGGCUACGGCUCGGGGAACGAGGCUUCUUGGAGCCAUCCUCACCGCCCAGUCUCCGCCUGCUACCGCGGGCGCAGCUGUUGCCCUUGCUGCUGCUGGCUCUGGCCGUGGCCUCGGCGUUCUACACCAUCUGGAGCGGCUGGCACCGCCGGACUGAAGAGCUGCCGACGGGCCGAGAGCUGCGGGGCCCAUUGAUCGGAAGCCUCCCCGAAGCCCGAAUGCGGAGGGUGGUGGGGCAACUUGACCCACAGCGUCUUUGGAACACUUACCUGCGUCCCCUGCUGGUUGUGCGGACCCCGGGCAGCCCAGGCAAUCUCCAAGUCAGAAAGUUCCUGGAGGCCACUUUGAGGGCCCUGACGGCAGGCUGGCAUGUGGAACUGGACCCCUUCACGGCCUCAACGCCCCUGGGGCCACUGGACUUUGCUAACGUGGUGGCCACACUGGACCCAGGAGCUGCCCGUCACCUCACCCUUGCUUGCCAUUAUGACUCAAAGCUCUUCCCAUCUGGGUCGGCUCCCUUCGUGGGGGCCACGGAUUCAGCUGUGCCUUGUGCCCUGCUACUGGAGCUGGCCCAGGCCCUCGACCAGGAGCUAAGCAAGGCCAAAAAUCAGGCAGCCCCGGUGACCCUGCAGCUGCUCUUCUUGGACGGUGAAGAGGCACUGAAGGAGUGGGGACCCAAGGACUCUCUCUAUGGCUCCCGGCACCUGGCCCAGCUCAUGGAGUCUGUACCCCACAGUCCUGGUACCACCAGGAUCCAGGCUAUUGAGCUCUUUAUACUUCUUGAUCUCCUGGGAGCCCCCUAUCCAACCUUCUACAAUCACUUCCCUCGCACGGCCCGCUGGUUCCAUCGGCUAAGAAGCAUUGAGAAGCGCCUGCACCGUUUGAACCUGCUACAGUCUCAUCCCCAGGAAGUGAUGUACUUCCAGCCUGGGGAGCCCUUUGGCUCUGUGGAAGAUGACCACAUCCCCUUCCUCCGCCGAGGGGUCCCGGUGAUCCAUCUCAUCUCCAUGCCCUUCCCCUCUGUCUGGCACACGCCUGAUGACUCUGAGGCCAACCUUCACCCACCCACGGUACACAACCUGAGCCGCAUCCUCGCUGUGUUCCUGGCAGAAUACCUGGGGCUCUAGCCUGCCCUGCUGACUGGAGGAGCAGCGCCUAGCAGGGGAUGUGCCAAGGCCACCUGGAGCCAGCAGAGCUCAGGCCGGGCCCACCUCGGGUGUGCUGUCGUGUCCUUUUUAAUUUUGGCUCUGCUCAUGUUAUGAUUGGAAGACCCUCUUUCCUUUGACUAUCUCAAGCUGCCACUCUUCAAAGACAUGAAAGAGACCACUGUGGGGUGAGAGCCAAAGGAAAAAGAACUCAGCCCCUGCUCUGAGGGAAACACUUGGGCUGAAGGUUUGCGGGAGCUGAAGGUUUUCUCAGAUUUAGUUAGCAAACCAUGGACUGGCAUAUGGACCAGCAGCACCACCCAACCAAAUGAAUUCUCUGUGGCUUUCA
Molecule: messenger RNA, 1881 nt
Organism: Hipposideros armiger (great roundleaf bat)
Lineage: Eukaryota; Metazoa; Chordata; Mammalia; Chiroptera; Hipposideridae
Gene: QPCTL
Product: glutaminyl-peptide cyclotransferase like
Exons: 7
Coding region: 363-1514 (383 amino acids)
Molecular function (GO): zinc ion binding; glutaminyl-peptide cyclotransferase activity
Source: RefSeq, a predicted model, not a curated record